Messenger RNA from Exophiala spinifera, 1758 nucleotides. RefSeq lists its product as uncharacterized. The record is from RefSeq and is a predicted model, not a curated record. NCBI's taxonomy places the organism in Eukaryota, Fungi, Ascomycota, Eurotiomycetes, Chaetothyriales, Herpotrichiellaceae. The transcript has 2 exons. Bases 1 to 1758 code for a protein of 585 amino acids. Gene Ontology annotation, molecular function: lyase activity.
AUGUCGCAUUCGAACGGAGAUGCGAGUAUACAGAUGCCACAAGACCAUCUACAGACACAAACGGGAGUUGAUGAGACGAUUGAGCUGCCAUCAUUGACUCAACUCGCGGUACAACAUUUGGAAAAGAUUCGAAAGGGCCGGUUGAGCUCCGAAGUGCGAGACAAGACUGUCCUAUGUCUACUUGACUAUUUGGGCGCUCUGGUCUCUGGACUGUCGGCACCCUGGGCGACGAGUCUGCUGAGAUAUGCUCAAGUCAGUAGUGGUGGAGGUGGCGGCGGCUCUCCAGGUCCGGGCACUUCGUCACAGAGCGGGUCGAAUGUCAUGGGUCUGGCCACGAGGUGUUCUGCCGAAACCGCGGCGUUCACGAAUGCUUCGAUUGCGCACAGCAUCAUACGAGAUGAUAUGCACCUUGCCGCGGGCGCUCACAUAGGCGUCAUGGUCAUUCCCUCGGCACUCGCGCUCGCCCAGAGGGACCACUGGUCCGGCGAACAACUUCUGAAAGCAGUCGUCGGCGGCUAUGAAAUGGCCGUCGCGCUGGGCAGCGCGGUCCGCCACUCCGGCACCUGUAAUCCGCAUUUCCGCCCCAGUGGGAUUGUAGGAGCUUUUGCAGGCGCCUCUACCGGCAUCGUGGCCGACCCUACCAUCACCUCUGCCCAGGCCGCACACGCGCUGGGCCUCGCUGCUAACAUGGCCGCGGGGUUGAACGAGUGGCCGUGGGCUGGGGGCGUAGAGAUGACGACACAAAUGGGCGCUGCGGCUCGCGCUGGAAUCACCAGCUACGACCUCGCAAAGGCCGGGAUGGGAAGUAGUCUGUCCGUGCUGGAGGGCAAGGACGGGCUCUUUGCAGCAUACGGAUGUGGUGACCGAGAUGUCGCCGCGACCUUUUUUCGUAACUGGCUUCAUGCUGCAGACGCAGAGUCAAAAAAUGACAAAGCAGCAGGAGGAGGAGUUUCAUACGGUACUGGAAUCAUGGGAGUCAAGUUCAAACCUGUGGCAGGCUGCAAUUUCAUCCAGACACCCGUGUCAGUUGCGCUUCGAAUGCAUGAUAGCCUCUAUGUCGAUGUCCAUGCCAAAGCCAAAGCCAAAGUCAACUUCCAAGUCAAUCUCGACCUGAAACUCAACAUGCCUGUAACCGGUAUGACGCCGAUUAUGUCGACCACCACCAACACCAACACUGACGCGAUCGUGGAUGUCGGUGACAUAGACCGAGUCACUAUCGUAACGACGUCGCUCGCCCGAGCCUACCCUGGCUGCGACCAUGCAGGACCCUUUGAAAAGGUCCAACAGACGAAGAUGAGUCUACAGUACGGUGUCUGUGCGGGUUUGCUGUUCGGCCGCGUCGACGAGUGGACGUACUUGCAGUUCUCCAACGAGGAUCUCAUCUCGCUCUUGGGCAAAUGCGUGCUCGAGACCGACGCAGCGUUCGAUGAGGAUCUGCACAAGCGAGGGAGACAGCCUUGUCGGCUCGAGGUCAGAAUGAAGAAGAAGGGUAACGGAGCGCAACUUGUGCAUCGUGACUUCAUGGCUGACGUCCCUUGGUUGAACGAUACCCCCGGCGCGGCUGUGGAAGAGCGCUUUCGGAAGGAAGUGGCGGCGAUCUUUGACCGCCGUGCUCCUCCAGAUGUGACAAACCGCGACGUUGUCGACGAUAUUGUUCUUGAAUGUCGUCGUCUUCUUGAAAAUGGUUCGAGUUCGGGUACAGAGAGGCUCUUUGAUUUGUUGGCCUCGCCUCCUCAGGGUCUCCCGGUACCAAGUUAG